This is a messenger RNA of Lepisosteus oculatus (spotted gar), 10643 nucleotides long. Its product is annotated as son of sevenless homolog 1. The record is from RefSeq and is a predicted model, not a curated record. Gene Ontology annotation, molecular function: guanyl-nucleotide exchange factor activity; protein heterodimerization activity. Gene Ontology annotation, biological process: positive regulation of GTPase activity; Ras protein signal transduction. Lineage: Eukaryota; Metazoa; Chordata; Actinopteri; Semionotiformes; Lepisosteidae. Gene Ontology annotation, cellular component: plasma membrane.
GGGGAGGGGGGAGUGAGGGGAAGACAACGCAGAAGGCAUCCAGUGCGCAUGCUCCUUCCUUGUUCCAGCUACAACUGCACCCGAGCCAUAACAAUCGUCCGAAUUAACCACUUUGGGCGAAAGAUACUGAAAUUAAAGGGGGCUGCGGCACGGGGACUCAGGUUAGCCUCCACCCCCCACAGAGAAAACCGUCUGGCCGGGAGACACCCACCAGAUAAUGAAAAUACUAACGUUAAGUUCAUGGAGGAUUACAAGGUGAGCCUCCCUCCCUUCCUUCUGCUGGAGAGAAGAUUCGGAGAAAAUGGGCGAUUAUGUACAGAAGAGGGUUUUUUCCCCCAAACCGAGGAGGAUUUGCUCCCACCGGCCGUCUGAAAGGAGCGUCGCCUACUGAGGCGCCGCUCGGUUGGCGGUGACAGAUUUCGAGUUUUGUUUUGCGGAUUUCUACGAGAGGAGUGAAAACAGUGUACAUAGUUCAUAGCCGUGCUCUUGCGGAGCCUGUGCGAAGGCGGACCCGGCGGGCAGUGUCCGUUAACCGCCCAGCGGCGCGGGGCAGCGCUCGAACAUCUGCACGCGGCCGGGGAUCGCCGCCGCGAGCUGGGAUGCGUGCGGGAGCGACGUCCUAGCUCACCGCGCGCCGCCCGCCCGCUCUCCGACACUGUUGACUGCGACGGCUUUUUGCUUUUAGAUUUUUUAUUAUUUUUUUGCUCCUCCACGCUAUAACCAACCGAACCAACCAACACCCCCCCCCCCCCCCCACCCCUGGGCUCCCUCUCCUCCUCCUCCCUCCCGUUUUGAUGUGAGAAGCGACAGGGAAAAGCAGCAGCGCUCUGGCUCCGCUACAGCCUGUGAAGAGAGCACCAGCCAUGCAAGCGCCCCAACUCCAGUACGACUUCUUCAGCGACGACAACGCGCCGAAAUGGCGGGGGUUGCUGGUGCCCUCCCUGAAUAAGGUGUUGAAUCAGGUCCACCCCAAUCUCUCCUCGAAGGAGGAUGCCUUGCAGUACAUCGAGGAGCUCAUCCUGCUGUUACUCAGCAUGCUUUGCCAGGCUCAGCCACGCACUGUGCAGGAUGUGGAGGAACGUGUGCAGAAGAGUUUUCCUCAUCCCAUCGACAAGUGGGCCAUAGCAGAUGCCCAGGCAGCUAUUGAAAAGAGAAAACGGAGGAACCCUUUAGCCCUGCCUGUAGAUAAAAUUCACCCUCUGCUAAAGGAGGUUCUGGGAUAUAAGAUUGACCAUCAAGUUUCAGUUUACAUUGUAGCAGUAUUAGAAUACAUUUCAGCGGACAUCCUGAAGCUGGCAGGGAAUUACGUCCGAAACAUCCGUCACUAUGAAGUCUCCCAGCAGGACAUCAAGGUGGCAAUGUGUGCAGAUAAGGUGUUGAUGGACAUGUUCCACCAGGAUGAGGAGGACAUCAGUGGGUUCCCACUGAUGGACGAGGAACCCUCUGUGUCCGGGGAGCAGUCCUACUAUGAUCUGGUCAAGACCUUCAUGGCUGAGGUGCGCCAGUACCUCAGGGACCUCAACCUCAUCAUCAAAGUCUUCAGGGAGCCCUUUGUCUCCAACACCAAGCUGUUCUCCCUACAUGAUGUGGAGAACAUCUUCAGCCGUAUUGUGGAUAUCCAUGAGCUCACCUUGAAGCUGCUGGGCCUGAUAGAGGAUACAGUGGAGAUGACGGAUGAGGGGAGUCCUCACCCAUUAGUAGGGAGCUGCUUUGAAGACCUGGCUGAGGAGCUGGCUUUCGACCCAUAUGAAUCCUAUGCACAGGACAUCCUCCGUCUCGGUUUCCAUGAACACUUCCUCAGUCAGCUGUCAAAGCCAGGAGCCGCUUUCUAUCUGCAGUCUAUAGGUGAAGGUUUUAAGGAAGCAGUCCAGUAUGUCCUUCCGAGACUGCUCUUGACACCUGUCUACCACUGUCUGCACUACUUUGAGAUUUUAAAGCAACUAGAGGAGAAGAGCGAGGAUGAAGAGGACAAGGAGUGCCUGAAGCAGGCAAUCACCGCCUUGCUCAACCUGCAGAGCAGCAUGGAGAGGAUCUGCUCCAAAAGUCUGGCCAAGAGGAGGCUGAGCGAGUCGGCCUGCCGCUUCUACAGCCAGCAGAUGAAGGGGAAGCACCUAGCCAUCAAGAAGAUGAACGAGAUCCAGAAGAACAUCGACGGAUGGGAGGGCAAAGACAUCGGGCAGUGCUGCAACGAGUUCAUCAUGGAGGGCACGCUGACGCGGGUGGGCGCCAAGCACGAGCGCCACAUCUUCCUCUUCGACGGCUUGAUGAUCUGCUGCAAGUCCAACCACGGGCAGCCUCGCCUGCCGGGGGCCAGCCCCGCCGAAUACCGCUUGAAAGAGAAGUUUUUCAUGCGCAAGGUACAAAUCAAUGACAAGGACGACAAGGAAGGCGAGUACCGGCACGCCUUCGAGAUCAUCCUGAAGGAUGGCAACAGCGUGGUGUUCGCCGCCAAGUCGGCGGAGGAGAAGAACAGCUGGAUGGCAGCCCUGAUCUCGCUGCAGUAUCGAUCCACGCUGGAGCGCAUGCUGGACGCUACCAUGUCACAGGAGGAGAAGGAGGAGCAGUUGCGGCUGCCUAGCUCCGAGGUGUAUCGUUUUGCCGAGCCAGACUCUGAGGAGAAUGUGGUCUUUGAGGAGAACGUGCAGUCCAAGUCGGGCAUCCCCAUCAUCAAGGCCGGCACGGUUGUCAAGCUCAUCGAGAGGCUAACUUACCACAUGUAUGCAGAUCCAAACUUUGUUCGAACAUUUUUGACAACAUAUCGAUCAUUUUGCAAACCUCAGGAGCUCCUUACUCUUCUAAUAGAACGGUUCGAAAUUCCGGAGACCAGACCCAUGGAGACUGACCAGUUCACCAUGGAAAACGGAGACCAGCCCCUUAGUGCCGAGCACAAACGUUUUAGGAAAGAGUAUGUCCAGCCAGUACAGCUCAGAGUUUUAAAUGUCUGCCGCCACUGGGUGGAGCACCACUUCUAUGAUUUUGAAAGAGAUGCAGAACUCUUGCAGCGGUUGGAAGAAUUUAUUGGAACAGUCAGAGGCAAGGCCAUGAGAAAGUGGGUGGAGUCAAUCACCAAAAUUAUUCAGAGGAAAAAACAGGUCCAAGCGAACGGGCCAAGUCACAACAUUACCUUCGAGAACCCCCCUCCCCCUAUUGAGUGGCACAUAAGCAAACCGGGUCAGAUCGACCAGUUUGACCUGAUGACCCUUCACCCCAUUGAGAUCGCGCGGCAACUCACUCUGCUGGAGUCAGACUUCUACAGGGCUGUUCAGCCGUCAGAACUGGUGGGCAGUGUGUGGACAAAGGAAGACAAAGAACUGAAUUCUCCCAACCUCCUUCGCAUGAUCAGGCACACCACCAACCUCACCCUGUGGUUUGAGAAGUGCAUCGUAGAGACUGAGAACCUGGAAGAGCGGGUGGCGGUAGUGUCACGCAUCAUCGAGAUCCUGCAGGUGUUCCAGGAACUCAAUAACUUCAACGGCGUCUUGGAGGUGGUCAGCGCCAUGAACUCUUCACCCGUCUACAGGCUGGAUCACACCUUUGAGCAAAUCCCAAGCCGACAGAAGAAGAUCCUGGAGGAAGCCCAUGAGCUGAGUGAGGACCACUAUAAGAAGUAUCUGGCAAAACUCAGGUCUAUAAAUCCACCAUGUGUGCCUUUCUUUGGAAUUUAUUUAACAAAUAUCCUGAAGACAGAGGAAGGAAAUCCAGAUUUUUUGAAGAGACAUGGCAAAGAGCUGAUAAACUUCAGUAAGAGGAGGAAAGUAGCAGAAAUUACAGGAGAGAUCCAGCAGUAUCAGAACCAGCCCUAUUGUUUACGGGUAGAAAAUGAAAUCCGAAAGUUCUUUGAGAACUUGAACCCAAUGGAAGACAAAAUGGAAAAGGAGUUUGCAGACUACUUGUUCAACAAGUCUCUGGAAAUAGAGCCUCGGAACGCCAGGUCUUUACCUCGAUUUCCUAAGAAAUACAGCUGUCCUCUGAAGUCUCCCGGCGUACGGCCCUCGAGCGUCAGGCCCAGCACGAUGAGACACCCCACCCCUCUGCAGAACGAGCCACGCAAGAUCAGCUACAGCCGCAUCCCUGACAGCGAGACGGAGAGCACGGCAUCAGCCCCCAACUCCCCACGGACGCCACUGACGCCGCCUCCCGCCUCCGGGGCCUCCAGCUCCACCGACAUCUGCAGCGUGUUCGACUCUGGCCCCCCCAGCCCCUUCCAUUCCAAUAGUGAUACCAUCUUUGCCCCAGUUUCACUGCCACACGGCCCAAGAUCUUCCUCCGUCUCCUCCAUGGUUAGCUUUAACAGAAGCCUAGAGGACGCCCCCGUGCCUCCCCCUGUGCCCCCUCGGAGACGGCCGGAGUCGGCCCCUGCUGAGUCCUCCCCUUCGAAGCUGAUGUCAAGGCACUUGGACAGCCCGCCAGCCAUCCCUCCCCGGCAACCCACGACCAAAGUGUACUCUCCGAGGUACCCGCUGUCGGAGCGGACCUCGGUGUCAGACCCCCCAGACAGCCCCCCCACCUUGCCGCCGCGGGAGCCUGUGAGAACGCCGGACGUCUUCUCCAGCUCCCCGCUGCACCUGCAGCCGCCGCCGCAGGGAAGGAGGAACGAACUGAGCCAGACCUUCUUCCCGCCCUCGCCCUUCAGCCCCCUGCCCCCUCAGACACCCUCCCCUCUGGGAUCCCGCAAACACCUGCCUUCCCCACCCUUAAUACCCCAGGACCCCGAGCUGCCUGGGGCCACUGGGCCCCCUGUCCCCCCUCGUCAGAGCACCUCCCAGACCAUCCCCAAGCUGCCCCCCAAAACCUAUAAAAGGGAGCCCCUGCACCCAUCUAUACACCGAGACACGCUGCCCUUGCUUGAAAAUGCCAACUCCUCCUAGACUGCAGGGUACAAGGGGCGCAGACAUGCUAACACUAAAGACUGCAAAAAAAGCCAUUCUUGGCUACACCCGAGACGUGACCUUACACCUUCAACAAGAAGAUGAUUGUCUUUUUAAUACAUUGAAACCAAGGAGAUUGCCUGCCGUGUUGUCUUUUUUAAGGAUCUCAUUUCAGGAAAGUGCUCAGCAGCAUCAGAGGAGAACACCACCAGUUGAAUAGGACCAGUUUUAGACAACACACUGCAAAAGAGGUCAAUAUGCCAGUUUCAACAGCUUCCUGUUUAAAACUACUUUUCAUUAUGGAAGUGAAUGGGCACUAAAAUAUUGCUUAGAAAAGCCCAUAUGCAGAAUUUGGCACCUUCUAAACUAAAACAGGGAUCUAAGUUUUAUUUAAUUUACCUUCAUUUUCUUGACAUCAAAUAUUCAUCAAGACAAAAAAAGGGACUUGGGAAUGACAUUCAUUGGACAUGUUUAGACUUUUUUUAGUUUAAGUUGAGAUAUUGUGCCAGUAAUCUUUCAAUACCACAAUUAACGGUAACCCUCCACACCAAAGAGGUACUUUCAAACUGUUGCAAAAACAGUCAUUGUUUUUUUUUUGGUUUUGCCAAGAAGUGUGUAAACAAUUGCCUUCUUUAAACAAGGGAAUAAAAAGUGUUUUUCCAGCUCGGCAAUGAAAAGGCUCUUAAAGCCUGACCUUGAUGUAAGUAUGUAACAGAGUGAUGGAGUAAUGACAUCCUGCAAGUAGAGUUAUCAGUAUCAGCUGUGUGGAAGGUAUGUUGAUAAUCCAGUUUUGCCAAAAGUGUUGCAUUUAUAAUUUUUAUAAUUGCAUAGUUAAUUGGAAUGCAACCAAAUGCUUUUGGAAAAAAAACAUCCUUGGAAUUUCCUCCAAAAUAACCAUGAAUAUGAUUCAAUCUAAUCAGUUUUCACUGAAUGCCUCUGAUUAAAUUGAACAUAAAGCCUGCAUAAAUUACAUUGAUUACAAUAACAGGAUAGUCAUCCAUUUUGCAUUUUCUGGUCUCAGGACAAGAGCAAGGGGAAUAAGUCUGCUUUGCAGUCUUGUGCAAAGGCCUUUACCUGAUCUUCAUACCUUAAACAGUUAUGGGUUGAGUUAAUGACUUGGAUUAUUAAUAUACCUCACUGUCUGCUGAAACACUGAUGUUACUGCAUGUCUAGCAGAUACAGUUCUUAUAGAGGAUCGCCAUCAGUACAUUGCACACUCAACUAUCCCAUUUCACACUGUAAUCGUGCAUCAUAUUAAGAUUUCUCAUCCACAUUGGGCGCUUAAGUAACGCUAACCUAAGCGUUCCUUACUUGCUGCUACUCAUAGCAGUUGGGCAUUCUUGGCACUUUCACAUAUCAUUUUUUUUAUUUUAAAGCAUUAAAAAAUCCUUUCCUGAUGGUAUUACCUGUAUUUACCAUAAAACAAGAGGCCAGACAAAUACUAUAACUGUUUGAUGAGGAAAACACUGUAAUCGUGUUGCUGAAGUUUUCCAAGAUCAUGGAAACAGUUUUUGUUGUUUUUUACAUUUGUUUCAAUGCAAGGUCUGAAUUUUAUGGUACCAAAACAAUUGUUCAAACUGCAUUUACCACCGGUUCUAUAUUGAAGCUUCAGUGUCAAUACAAGACAAGUAGUCUUUUGUCCAAAGUCAUCUGAAGUAUGAUUGUAACCCUAAAAGGGAACAUUAAAGUUUUUUUAUAAUUGCUCUUGUGUGAAUGGAAGAGGAUUCAACUCAAGGUGCCUGUUACAGCUCUUGUUUUGUUCAAAUCAAAUGUAUUAACAGUAAACAUCAUGUAAUAUAGAACAGUUUUCUUUGUCCUGGUCCUAGGGCUCCCUGUAUCUUCUGGACUAAAGAGCUUUUAAUCACUGAAGGUGAUUGUUUCCUAUAAUUGAACUUCUAACUUGAUUAGACGUUUUUAAUUUGUAUCCUCUAAUUUACACUCAGUCUUUGGUUUCAAAAGUCUGCUGCAGGAUUGUCGUUGUGAAUAUAUUUAACAAACAGAACUCCAUCCAGUCUCUCCUCAGUUUAUUAAAUGAUUUCUGCCUUAUCUCUGUCUAACCAGUUCUCAGUAGGUAACCAUUCCAUUUAUUGAUGACUUACAUGCAGGUGGGAAUGAUGCUGUAUCUGACACUUCCACUUACAUGAGGAGAGGUGUAGAACUGACAUUGUUUCAAAGUUGACGCCAGUUAUGAAUCUGAAAAAAGAUCCUAAAUCCGGAUAAUGAUUAAGAGCUCAUUUGGAAUGAGAACCAGAAGAGACAGGACCCCCCAAGUGCAGGGUUGAGAACCAUUGUCGUAAGGCAGACAUUACAAUCACAAGGGUCUGUUUCAGGCUGCCCACACCAAGCCAACAUGCCACUUACAAAUGUUAAACUUGUGUAGAGUCUGUAUUUCAAGGUUUUGGUGAUGACUGCUUUUUGCCCCUAGUUUCCGUUGGACUUGGCGAAUGUUAUUUCAUCAAUAUGACAAGAGACAUUGUACAGACGUUGCCUGGAAUCUUCCAGGCAAAAGGUGAAAGAGGGAGUCUGUAGCAGGUCUUGUGAGGAAUGUCUUUUCUAGAGUUCUUGGACAUUUGUGUUGCAAGAUCAGCAUCAGAACUGUAUAGUCAUUAGGUCACUGCACACUGCUGGGUGAAGUGAGGGUUUUGUCCUACUUCCAGCUGUUUACAGUAGAAAUAAGACUCAAACAGCUGGAACUGAACAGUUAGUGUCAUCCCUAAAAAGUAAAAGGGUAGCUUUCUCUUGUAUAAAGUGGCUGUAUUUUCUGUGACAGUCCAUCACUGAGUCAUAUUAUAUAGUUUCUACACCUCACUCAGUAUCAGGUAUUUUUACUAUUCAGUUUUUUAAUCAUAUUUAUAGGUCUGCUAACAACAUUAACCAGGUGAUCUUUAGUGGUUGUGCCAUGUGGGAGGCCCCCAUUACACACACAGUUUAGGUGUUGUCUCUCUUGUUAUAUUUGUUGUCUGAAUGUUGUAGUACCGGAUGGUAGCUCAAGUUCUGCUGAUCAUACUGUGCCUAUAAAUUCUCCUUUUAGCAGAUGUCAGUUGUUUGUUUUCAGGCUUCAGCACAGUCAGCUGUUUUAGAUGUGUUUUAAAGUGUAGUCAUAACUCCCCACUCCUUUUUUUAGCAUGGAAGAAUUAAAUGGUUUUAGUGUAAUUGGGAUAAUAGAAGAUCUUUAUGAGGGGAAAUGUGAGCUAGUUAGCUUUUCUCCAAACUCAAGCACCCAGUUGUUUCUGUAAUAGUAAUUUCAAUUUAAAACACAAAAUUUGGUUUGAAAACAUUUGACACAUCAAGCAACAGUGAACACACUAAAAAUAUUUUAAGGGUGAUUCUUCUAAAGGCAAAAUAUGCAGAGACAUAUGCUGUACCAAGGAAUUGCAGAUUGUGCUAUAUAGUCAUUUAAGUAACAGCCAUAGUCAAGCUCAACUUAAUAGCUGUCCAUGACGGCUGUUUCUAGCCAUGUGACUGUUAUUGUACCAGUGUCUGGCAGCAGAAUUUCCCUUAGUGUCAGUCUGAGUCUUUUCACUUCCACACUAGCAGCCAGGAGUGGCCUACUAAAAUCUGUUGUUAACUGUCCCAGGCUAAAAGAAAUAAAUUGGAUUUCUGGUUCAUUUAUUUCAUUCUCUUUAGAAAACAAAUUGGAAGUAUAAAAGCUCGGAAAUGGGUAGUGUUGCAAAUUCAUCCUCAAAGAAUCUGUCAAAAAUGUUGUAUGUCAUUGUAAAAAAGUAAUAUUCAUUUUUAAGCAUGCAAAAUGUUUUCAAACUCAUUUACACAGUUCAACUCUGCAAUCAGGUUUGCAUUACUGUUGCUUUCUCUUGGUUUGGUUUGGGCAAUAUAAAAAAGAAUUGCCAAGCUAAUCAUAGCCCAGGGUUCCAUGCAUUGUAGCACUCAAUACAAAAUGUUUAGGUGCACAUGCAGGGGUAAUAAAUCAGGUUUUAAUUCUUCAUUGCCGGAUGUUUGUUUACAUUCAUGAGAGGAGAAAUGACCUGACAGGUUUUCUGGUUGAAGUUUAACUGUGGUGUACCUGUGGUAAACAUCAUUGGGACAACACAGGAUGUAAAACUGGUUUCCUGGUGAAUCAUGAGCCUUUGUACUGGGUUCCAGUUUGUGUUCACGAGAGAAGGAGAAAGCUAGGAUUCUCCUCAAGGCCAAGAAGAGAGAAGGUUGCUAUUCCUGUGCAUUCUGCUCUUGUGUCACAAAAAAAACUGGAGCUAAAGUGAUUACAAUUCACUUUUAUUUUUCUGUUUGAAAGAGACAUGAUUUGUUUGGAAUCUGGAUUUUUUUCAUCUUAAAAAAAAAAAAACAGCAGUGUUUGUGUUUCAAGGUUUCUUACCAGAUUUAUAAAAGUGUCUGGUGAAUCUUGAAACAUGGCUGUUUUUUUAUUAAAUGCUAAGAGAGGAAAAAAAUACUUUUGUUGGUUUUUUUUUGCUUCCAAACCCCUGAAACGAAACAAACAAGCAUUAGGUUUUGUUUCUUAUGUCCAUAAGCAGAGAAAUCUGUGGUAUGUUUCAUUGUUAUAGGUUAAACCUUUGAGCAGUAGUGUUUGCUGCAAGUGCCGGUUAUUAAACAUAUGUAUGCAUUUGGUAUAGAUCAAAAUUUUAUUUUAAAAACUGUCUCUGUUUUAGUGCCUGGAACCCCAAAUCCUGUGUUGCCUGCACCUGUACUUGGAAAAGUGUUAAAGAGACCUAAUUAAUAUACAAUAGAAUUACAGUUUUUUUCCUGUGCCAUGUAAAAUGUCAGCCUUUCAAGAGUCAGGGAUUUCAAAGGAAAAAAAAAAACUACUGUAGCAUUACGGAGUUCUGAGUUUAGAGGUUUUGCAUUAAUAUUUAGCACUUGUAAAAAAAAAAAAAGCUCUGAUCUUAAUUGCAUUGCUCCUCAGUUCAUUACCAUAAAGUGCAUUUUUAACAUUAGCUGCUGGUUGUUCUCUCCUUCGCCCUUAAAAGAAAAGUGCUUUCAGUAGCUUACCUGCAUUGAAAAAAAGUGCAACAGGUAAACCAGGUCCUUAAUUGGGGCGACAACUAACACCAUGCAGACUGGCUAUGAUUUCAGCACUCUGGCGCAUCACCUUUGUAUUUGACUUAGUUUUUAUCUGGGAGCCCAGCAAGGCGUGCUCCUGUGCCAGAAGCAUGUCCCAUUAAUUUGCUACCAAUAUGUGCCUUUGAUUAUAUUUUGGGCUUUUGUUCUUUGUCUUUCAGUGUAGGUAAAUGACGAGGAGUGGGGUGUAUUCAUCUCUUCAGUUGUUAGGCCUCUUUGACUUAAAAAAAAAAAAGGGUCUUGGCUUUUGGAGUGCAUUCCGACUGUACUGGCGAACAAAAAAAAAAGUCAGUUGUGGGGAAGGGAUGGAGAGGGAAAAGACGAAUUGUACAUAACUGAGUUUAACUGUGUGUAUAUAUGUAUUUGACUUUGUUUUAUUGGCAUGAUUAUUUGCUACUUUGAUUAACUGUAAGUUGUGAGCCUGUCCAGGGUGUAACGAAUGAGGGUAAUCCACUGUCUCAUCUGCCAUAAACCUGUAUGUUUCACUGUCUCCACACCAUCUCUGUAUUCCACUUGGGCAACUAUUCAUUUAGCAUUUUAACGGAAACGGACAUAUUGCAAUCAUCAGUGUUCCUAGCAUUCGAAUACAGUCUAAAACCACAGAGACAAAAGGAACUAAAACAAGUGUCGAUGACUAAAAAAAUAUCCCUAGCUUGCUUUGCUGUGAGCUAUUUGAAUUGUACACAAAAAUGAUUGUAUUUUCAGGCUAUUAAAUCUGCAAUUAAAAGAAAUGUUUUAGUGCAA